Molecule: messenger RNA, 1500 nt
Organism: Arachis ipaensis
Lineage: Eukaryota; Viridiplantae; Streptophyta; Magnoliopsida; Fabales; Fabaceae
Source: RefSeq, a predicted model, not a curated record
UAAUGACCCAUUGAAAGAUCAAGGUGUCCACUCUCCAGUCCAAUGCACAAACCAUGACUAUCGUCUCUGUUAGAUAGAUUGGACCUUUCAGAUUCAUCUCAGAACCUAUUACAUUUCAUUACCACAAAACCAUGAAUACCGCCGCCUUUAAGGUUGCUGUGGUGGGAGGUGGAAUUUCAGGAGCUGUGUGUGCAUCUACACUCGCCAGAAAUGGAGUUUCAGUCACUCUCUUUGAGUCAGCUAGAGGCCCUGGUGGACGCAUGUCCCAUAGAAGAGAGAAAACUGAAGAUGGGAAGGAGCUGAGCUUCGACCAUGGGGCUCCGUUUUUCUCAGUUAGCAAGCCUGAAGUGCAGUCUAUUGUUCAAGAGUGGGAGUCAAAGGGUCUUGUAGCUGAAUGGAAAGAAGAGUUUGGCUCGUUUGAUUUCCACACUCGUAAAUUUAACAACAUAGAGCAGCAGGUAGGAUUAAGCAAGAGAUUUGUUGGUGUUCCAGGCAUGAACUCGAUAUGUAAAGCUUUAUGCAAUGAAAGUGGUGUGGAAAGUAAGUUCAGUGUAGGUAUUGGAAAAGCUGAAUGGUUGGAUGAUGAGAAAUUGUGGUCAUUGACGGGUGUGGACGGACAAAAUCUUGGUCAGUUUAAGGGGCUCGUUGCAUCAGACAAGAAUAUAGUCUCUUCUAGAGUCACAGAAGUCACAGGACAGCCGCCACCACUUGGUCUUUUUCCCAAAACUUCAGUUGUGAGAAUUUUAGAUGAUUUCAAUUUGGUGCCAGAGUUGUCGGCAAAAUUGCAGAAUCUUCCUGUUCAGCCAUGUUUUGCUGUGAUGCUGGCAUUUGCAGAGCCUCUGUCAUCAAUACCAUUCAAAGGCCUCUCUUUCGAAAAUUCGAAGGUCUUAAGCUGGGCGUAUUGUGAUAGCUGCAAGCCAAACCGUACCACCACAAGUGAAAGAUGGGUUCUUCAUUCAACAGCAGAAUAUGCUGAGGGUAUAAUUUCUCAAAUGGGAAUGAAGAAGCCCUCAGAUGCGACACUGAAUAAAGUAGCCGAACAACUUCUCCAAGAAUUCCAGAGUACUGGAAUUCACAUACCGGAACCCUUUUUUAAGAGAGCACAUAGAUGGGGAAGUGCAUUUCCAGGUGCUAGAGUUGCCCCAGAGGAAAAAUGUCUAUGGGACAGAAACAAGAGAGUAGUAAUCUGUGGAGACUUUUGUGUUAGUCCCAAUGUUGAAGGUGCCAUAGAGAGUGGCUUGGCAGCUGCAUUAAGGCUUAAAGAUAGUGCAAGUUGUUUAUAGUUGCUCAAACAAGACCAUGCCUUUCUUUUGGUUGUUCAUUUCUUAUUUUGUCUGAUCAAAGGUAGAAAAGGUGAAAAUAUGCUAUCUACUAUCACUAUCUAGGUUUAAACAAAGCUAUCUUAUCCUUUUCCCUUGCUAUGAUAUUUAUAGGGGAAUAAGGAACUGAACUCGGAUAGAACAAUUUGCAAUAAGAAUAGCAUUUAUUUUUAAGCCAUUG